This is a messenger RNA of Rotaria sordida, 1080 nucleotides long. Lineage: Eukaryota; Metazoa; Rotifera; Eurotatoria; Philodinida; Philodinidae. The record is from the annotation of a GenBank genome assembly.
AUGUCAACGUCAACUGAUGAUCUUCCUCAACGUUUAGUUAAUAUUUCAUCUCAACUUAAUCGUAUUGUUCCUAUAUUUCAACUUGUACUUGGCACAUUUGGUAAUAUUAUGAAUAUUGUCAUAUUUACUCGUCGUUCGCUUCGUACUAAUCCAUGUUCAUUUUACUUUUUGGCUUCAUCAAUUAAUAAUUUGUUUCUUCUUUAUGUUGCUUUACUUACACGUCUUCUUUCAAGUGGUUGGAAAAUUGAUCCAUCAAAUUCUAAUAUUGUUCUUUGUAAAUUAAGAAUUUUUUUUAUUUAUUCAUCUCUAUGUCUUAUACAAUGGUUUGUUGUACUUGCAAGUAUUGAUCGAUAUUUUUCAACUUGUCAUACAAAUCAAUAUCGACAAUUCAGUAGUUUAAAAAUAGUUAAAAGAACAGCUGGAUUCAUUAUUUUGAUUAUAACUUUAGCACAUUUUCAUACAUUAAUUUGGUGGACAGUUGAUUAUAUUGGUACUGAUCAAUAUUGUAAUAUCUUUAUAAAUGACUAUGAAUUAGCUUUUCAAAUAUUUUUUCUAAUUUUUUCUUGUAUGUUACCACUUCUUCUUAUGCUUAUUUUUGGUAUAUUAAUGAUUUCAAAUGUUCGAAAACUUCAUAUUCAAAUAGCAGCACAAAAUAAUGGUGUAAGAACUGAUCGUUCACGUUCAAAAGAUCGUCAAUUGGUUACAAUGCUAUUAGUACAAGUUAUUGUUAUGAUUUGUUGUACAGCUCCAUUUGCAACUGUUAAUAUAUUUGAUUUGAUGAUAAAAUAUAUGGAAAAAAUAACAUAUAAUGCAAAAAUUAAACAAUUUUUUGACAAUAUAUGUCGAUUAAUAUUAUAUUUUAAUCCAAUGACUGGAUUUUAUAUAUAUACAUUAUCAAGUCAAACAUUUCGUAUUGAAAUAAAACAUAUACUUAAACAUACAUUUAAAUAUAUAUAUAUAAAAUCUGGCUUAGCAAGAUGCUUUAUAACACCUCAACAAAAUCAAACAACCAUAACCAACCAACCAGUAUCUCGAUGGGCUAAAAAAGUUCGAACUAGUCAUAAUCUGAUUAAGUAUUAA